Molecule: messenger RNA, 997 nt
Organism: Hypoxylon fragiforme
Lineage: Eukaryota; Fungi; Ascomycota; Sordariomycetes; Xylariales; Hypoxylaceae
Product: mitochondrial F1F0 ATP synthase subunit F Atp17
Exons: 5
Coding region: 161-466 (101 amino acids)
Biological process (GO): proton motive force-driven ATP synthesis
Source: RefSeq, a predicted model, not a curated record
AGCUCAUUUUCAUUGUCGAACCCCUCGAGCAAGCAUCAUAUCGCAAAUACCACGUAUCAAUUGUGUCAAUCGCCGGCUCAAUUGACAUAUCUUUGUGGUCUUUUUUCAUUCCUCGACUACCUCCUUCCGUCGCUCCCUCUUCGCGCACACUCUCCCCAUCAUGAGUUUCGUCACUCGUAGGGCCCUCUCGACCCUCAUCCCUCCCAAGGUUGCUUCGCCGAAUGCCAUCGGUGCUGCCCCUGAUGCCGUCCGCAUGAAGCGCGUUGUCAACUUCUACGAGAAACUUCCCCGGGGACCUGCCCCCAAAAUCCAGGCCACCGGUCUCCUCGGUAGAUACCAGGCCAAGCACUUUGGAGAUAAUGCUACAGCUAAGCCUAUCAUCCACGCAAUCGGCCUCCUGCUCGUCAUUGGAUACCCCAUGACUUACUACUUCCACCUGCGCCACCACAAGAACAACGCUCAUUAAGCCAAGUUCGCUAUGGAGACAUAAGGAUGGUGGAGUAGGAACAAACUCGAGCAACCUAUAACGUGUACAUAAGAUAGAAGGCUUCAAAUAUGAUAGCCGUGGUGUUUUAGAACGCAAGAACAAAGCCUAGUCUGAUCAAACCACCAUACUAUCAUUGUAUGUGCUUACUGAUGUCUUCUUUCUUCUAUGUAAAAUGCGUGGUGCUAUUUUGAGGGGUACUUCAUUGUAUCAUUGUCUUAUAUACCUACACACACACAUUUCUGUUCAGUGCCUGCUUAUAUUACUCAAAGUAAGACAAGAGGCAUUCAACGGCCAUGGUGUAUAAUCGUACUGGUUGAUCGUACAGAUUCUCAGCAGUGUGCUGAGAAUAAUCUGAUCGAAUACUGUUCAUCGUAAUGAUGAUAUCUUGCGGGGCCUGAGGUACCUACAUAAUUUACUGAGUCUCGUGCUUCUGGAAAAGUACCUAUCUGCCUGCGUACCUUAGGCAGCCUUGGAUACAUAUAAUAAGUACGCGGGAAGUUUUAAUAAAUC